CACCUGUUUCUCCUUCACAUGAAAACUAUAACGUUCAUAUCACACCAACCAAGAAAGUCACGGAAUCUCCCUCCCCCUCAAAGACCCAUCUAUUGCCUGCAUUUCUGAUAGUCAUUUUUUUUAUAAAAAAAAACCCAUCUUUCCUCUUAACAUGAGAAAUAAAUCAAUUAAUAGACGUUCAAAUUCACGCCAACCAAGAAAGUUUCAGAAUCCAUCUUUCUCCACCCAUUGAUAUACUCUCUCUCUCUCUCAUGGUGCCUUCUAUUCUCUGCAUUUGACGGGCCCUCUGCUGCAGCUUUCCCUCUCGUUAAUGGCCAUACUGUAGGAGGAAGGGUCUGGUUUUGUGGGUUUAAUUUCUUCACCCUGCAACGCUUGUUUCUUGUUGGCACUCGAAGAAAAGUCUCAUUCUGAGCAAAUAUGAUAUGAGUUUUUGUUCUGUUUGUUCAUUUUGCCGGGUUUGAUUUUUAUUGUGCCCCAAUGGAGGGUAUUUAUCGGGUUCAUUUAUUGGUGGUGGUGCUUGGUUUGGGGAUGUUCAUGAGCACAUUCUGUCAGGAUAAUGCAGAAGAAAUUACAGCUGUUUACAUUGUUACUCUGAAACAAACACCUGCAGUUCAUUACGAUGGUGAGCUGAGAAAGGUCAGUAAUGGCUUCACACAUGGUGCUUCUGGGAGAAUCAAUAGAUUUGACAAGAAAAGUAAUAUUUCAAGACCCCAUCAUCAGCAAAAGGGUUCCUAUAUUUCAAGAUUUCAUGAUUCUUUAUUGAAGAGGGUGUUUAAAGGGGAAAGCUAUCUGAAGCUUUAUAGCUACCACUACUUGAUCAAUGGAUUUGCUGUGUUUGUUACUCCCCAGCAGGCCAACAAGCUUUCAAGAAGGAGAGAAGUGGCAAAUGUGGUUUUGGAUUUCUCAGUUAGAACUGCAACAACCCAUACUCCUGAAUUCCUGGGUUUACCUCACGGGGCUUGGGCCCAAGAAGGUGGAUAUGGGUUCGCUGGUGAAGGAAUUGUAAUUGGUUUUAUUGAUACUGGCAUUGACCCCACACACCCGAGCUUCUAUGAUGAUUUAUCUGACAAUCCAUAUCCAGUUCCAAGCCAUUUUUCCGGCAUAUGUGAAGUCACUCGGGAUUUCCCUUCUGGGUCUUGCAAUAGAAAGCUUGUUGGGGCACGCCAUUUUGCUGCAUCUGCCAUAACCAGAGGAAUAUUUAACGCAACUCAGGAUUAUGCUUCACCAUUUGAUGGCGAUGGCCAUGGGACGCACACAGCUUCUGUUGCAGCAGGAAAUCAUGGAAUUCCAGUGAUAGUAGCUGGGCAUCACUUUGGUAAUGCAAGCGGAAUGGCUCCUCGUGCACACAUUGCUGUUUACAAGGCAUUGUACAAGAGUUUUGGAGGCUUUGCUGCUGAUGUUGUUGCUGCCAUAGACCAGGCAGCUGAGGAUGGAGUUGACAUAGUAAGUUUAUCAAUCACUCCCAACAGGCGUCCUACUGGAAUUGCAACAUUUUUUAAUCCCAUAGACAUGGCCUUGCUAUCAGCUGUUAAGGCAGGUAUUUUUGCUGUGCAAGCAGCAGGAAAUACUGGACCAUCACCCAAAAGUGUUUCUUCCUUCAGUCCAUGGAUAUUCACUGUUGGUGCUGCCACUCACGACAGAUUCUAUAAUAAUUCUAUAGUUCUGGGCAACAACAUAACCAUUUCUGGAGUAGGACUUGCACCUGGGACAGAUAAAGGUGCAAUGUAUACGCUAGUUUCUGCAGUUCAUGCUUUGAACAAUGACACAACAAUUGACAAUGAUAUGUAUGUGGGUGAAUGCCAAGACCCAAGUAGCUUGAAUAGGGAUCUCAUCCAAGGGAAUCUAUUGAUCUGCAGCUACUCUAUUCGAUUUGUGCUAGGGCUCUCCACCAUUAAGCAGGCCUUACAAACAGCGGAUAACCUUAGUGCUGCUGGUGUUGUGUUCUACAUGGAUCCUUUUGUAAUAGGAUUUCAGCUUAAUCCAGUCCCAAUGAGAUUAUCUGGCAUAAUAAUUCCAUCCCCGGAUGAUUCUAAGAUUUUACUAAAAUACUACAAUUCUUCUCUGGAGAUGGAUCAACCUACAAAAAGAAUUAUUAAAUUUGGGGCAGUUGCAAGCAUUUCUGGAGGAAUUAAAGCAAACUACAGCAAUUCUGCUCCAAAAGUUAUGCACUACUCUGCUAGAGGACCAGACCCAGAAGACAGUUUCCUUGAUGAUGCUGACAUAAUGAAACCGAACUUGGUAGCUCCUGGAAAUUCGAUAUGGGCUGCCUGGAGUUUUCUUGGCACAGAUUCUGUUGAAUUUGAAGGUGAAAACUUUGCACUGAUGUCUGGGACAAGCAUGGCUGCUCCUCAUAUUGCUGGCCUUGCUGCACUGAUUAAGCAGAAGUUUCCCCAUUUUAGUCCUUCAGCAAUUGGAUCUGCUCUUUCCACAACAGCUUCUCUCUCUGACAAUGCUGGGGGGCCCAUAAUGGCCCAGCGUGCUUAUUCCAACCCAGAUCUAAAUCAGUCUCCUGCGACGCCCUUUGACAUGGGCAGUGGUUUUGUGAAUCCAACUGCAGCUCUGAAUCCAGGACUGAUUUUUGAUUCCAGUUAUGAUGAUUAUAUGUCGUUUCUCUGCGGCAUUAAUGGAUCAGCUUCUGUGGUUCUAAAUUAUACUGGUCAGAACUGUGGAGCUUCUGCAAUGAAUGGCGCAGAACUGAACUUGCCCUCCAUCACAAUAGCAAAACUGAACCAGUCCUUGACGCUCCAAAGAACUGUGUAUAAUGUUGGGGGCAAUGAAACCUAUGCCGUUGGAUGGUUUGCUCCUGGUGGAGUUUCAGUAAUGGUGGCUCCCACUCGCUUCCUAAUAGUGACUGGCGAGAGUCGAAUCUUGACCAUAUCCUUCAAUGCUACAAUGAACAGCUCUACCCCAAGCUUUGGACGGAUUGGACUUUAUGGGGAUCGCGGUCACACUGUCAACAUUCCAUUGUCAAUCAUCACUAAACUUUCUUGUAACAUUACUAGCAGCUGAGGAUGGACGCUGGCAACUCUCUUCCUUUGUUUCUCCUUAUAUUUUGUUCUGUUUUUGUGUUUGUUUGGCCCUCUUUGCCUUUAUUUUUUUUUUUGGUUAAGUGUAGGUGAUAUAUUGAUCAAUUUUUUCAUUCAUUAUCACUAAAGUCCAUGUAAAUGUUGAACCAUUUGUAUGUAGUUUGGGAUUGAUUAAUGGUUCAAAGAGAUGUGUGUGUGUGUGGGUGUUGUUAGUUCAAA
Molecule: messenger RNA, 3245 nt
Organism: Malania oleifera
Lineage: Eukaryota; Viridiplantae; Streptophyta; Magnoliopsida; Santalales; Ximeniaceae
Product: subtilisin-like protease SBT2.3
Exons: 10
Coding region: 478-3009 (843 amino acids)
Biological process (GO): proteolysis
Molecular function (GO): serine-type endopeptidase activity
Source: RefSeq, a predicted model, not a curated record